Molecule: messenger RNA, 642 nt
Organism: Stylonychia lemnae
Lineage: Eukaryota; Ciliophora; Spirotrichea; Sporadotrichida; Oxytrichidae
Source: the annotation of a GenBank genome assembly
AUGGGCUACAAACUCUACUAUUUCGAUAUCUACGGAAGAGCCGAAUCAAUCAGAUUCCUCCUCAAUCACGCUAAGGCUGAAUUCGAAGAUGUCAGAAUCAACGGUGAGCAAUUGGCUGAGUUAAAGGCUGAGGGUAAACUUGAGUUCGGUCAAGUCCCAAUGCUCGAACACGAUGGUAAACACCUCGUUCAAUCAUGGUCAAUCCUAAGAUACCUCGGUAAAGUCCACGGAUACUACCCAGAGACCUCAGAAGAGGCAUGGGCUGUUGACUCACUCGUUGAUGCUGUUGAAGAUCACCUCGCCAAGUACUUCAGAGCUGUUUUCGAAAAGGACGAAGAGAGAAAGAAGACUCUCAUUGCUGAAUACCUCGCAUGGCUCCCAGUUUGGGUUGCUGCCAUUCAAAAGAGAAUUGCUGCCAACUCAGAUCCACACUUCGCUGUUGGAAACAAGAGAACCAUUGCUGAUUUCGCCCUCGCAGUGAUCGCAUUCAAUUUCAUUAACAACGAAGCCAGCCCAUUACAUGCUGAAACUUCCCCAUUGACCAAGAAAGAAGACCACCCAGUCCUCACUACCUACCUGACCCAACUUCAUGAAGAGCUCAAGGAUUAUCUCACCUCAAGACCACAACCAAGACCAUACUGA